Molecule: messenger RNA, 2375 nt
Organism: Hyalella azteca
Lineage: Eukaryota; Metazoa; Arthropoda; Malacostraca; Amphipoda; Hyalellidae
Product: ESF1 homolog
Biological process (GO): rRNA processing
Molecular function (GO): RNA binding
Source: RefSeq, a predicted model, not a curated record
GCCCCCUCUUCAGCCAGCUUACUCCAUUUGUUCAUGUGACUUUAUGUGAAGAAUCGUGUAGUUGUCAUAUAUGCAAUCUUUUUUGUUCAUAACAUUCCAGACUAGCUUAGGGUGAUAGAACAUGCAGUUCAUUCCGUUUUUGCUCCUUUAUUUUGGUGAUGCAAUAUUCUAAUUAAGAUUUGCUCUUCAAACCAUGAUUUUGGCCAGGAAAAUGUAGUGUGAUGAAAAUGCCUUCUCAGUGUACUAUGUGCUUUAUCUCUCAUUGCCCUUGACCUGCAGGCAGAUAUUAACCAAAAUACUUGAAUUGGCUGUGGGCUGGUUAUUGCAAGUUUACAGAAGUCUGGAAUCAACACAGAAAAGUUUUCAUUUUAUGUAGAUUGAUUGUUUUACUUAAAGCAAGAUCUCUUUCAUCAAGUUACUCAUCAUGGACAGCAGGUUUCACCAUGUGGCUUCUGACCCCAGAUUCAAGCCUCUAAAAGCAAAGAAGACUUUUAUAUCACCUGAUGAUAAUCGUUUUAAAUCACUACAACAGAAUGCAGCACUCCACAAAACUGUUGACCCUCGUGGCAGGAAGUUCAACAUCAAGCAGUUACGAGCCCGGAAGGAUGCAGUUCUUGAUAGAACGCUGGAUAGGGAGUCCAGUUCAAAUUUGUUAUCAUCUUCAAAGAAAAGAAGAAGAGAAGGCAAAAGUGAUGAUAAUGAUUCCUCUUCAGACAGUGAUGUCCAAAGGAAAGACUCAUCUGACCCAGAAGAAGAUGACUCAGACAAUGAAGGUUUUAAUAAUGAUGCUGUUGAGCAGUAUGUUGAAAAAGAUGAAAAUGAUCAAUUGGUAGAGCAAAUGCAAGAAAAUAUAAAAGUGAAGACCAAGAAAAAGGUGCUAACAGACAAAGAAAAGAGAAUGAUGGAGCAAAUUCUUGACCCUGACAUGGACAUAGUGCGAGGUGUGAACACCUACAGUGACUCGGAGCCUUCUUCAGAAGAGGACUCGUCAUCUUCUGAAGAGGAGGAGGAGGAGUAUGACUGGGGACAGCUGGACAAAGAUGCUCAGUGGGAUGUUGAUGGAAAUACUGUUGAGGAGACCAAGCGGCUGGCCGUGUGCAACCUGGAGUGGGAUCGCUUCAAUGCUCAGGACAUUUUAGUUGUUCUUAAUUCCUUUGCUCCAAAGUUAAGUAUACAAUGCCAGUACCAAAAUUACUACUGUACUGAGAUUUUACUAUUGACCACUAAUUAUUUUCAGUGUAAGAAAAAUACAUUUUUGCUCGUUGUUUAUGAUAACAAUACGAAUGUUGAAGUAGAAGGAGAUGACGAAGACCACAAUGAAAAAAAUUAUGAAGCUAUGCGAAAAUUUUGUUUCAAUCGUUUAAAAUAUUACUACGCCGUUGCCGAAUGCAAUUCUGUGGAGACGGCGCGCGUCAUAUACAAGACUGUUGACGGGACGUGUUUUAGGAAUGGCGGUAUCAUCGACUUACGCUACAUUCCUGACCAUAUGGUCUUCGAUGAGACGCCCGAGUCCUCAUGUUCAACUAUUCCUGCGACCUAUACGCGCACCACCGCCGACAAGUUCUUAUCAGCGAACUACAGCAAAACAAAGUUCGACUGGGACGACGACCUCGACGAUCGUAAGAAAAAUCUCGAGAAUGACGAAGAAAGCGACGAAGAAAAGGCUGACAAGAAAUCAAAAUCAACGGAUUAUUUGACGCCGUUCGAGAAGUAUCUUAAGAAGAGAGAUGAUAAACAGAAGCAAAAGAAGAAAGCUAAGAAAGAAGCUAUCACUGGGAAGAAAUUGAUAAUCGAUAAAGAAGAUGAAGAUAUGCCCGAUGACCUCAAGAACGAUCCCUUCUUCAGGGAGGAGUUGGCACUGCGGAGAAAAGAAAGGCUGAAGCUCUUGAAGGAGCAUAGAGACGAACAGGACGCUGAGAUGGCGCAAGAGGAGCUAGCUAAGGAAGAAAGAAAAGAGAUGGCGUUGCUGAUGCUCGACGACGACGGCUCUGUGUCGCGAGGUGUGGACAUGAGGGAGCUGGUGCAGCAAGCCAAGCAGGACGCGGGCGGCAAGAAGAAGCUCAGUCGCUGGAAGCUCUCCAAGCUUAAGAUCAAAGAGAAGAGGUUGGCUAAGCAGGGCGUAGUGCUGCAGGAUAUUGACAAGCAGACCAGCGUAGACCACAACGCUGCUCCUGUUGCUGCCAAAGACGCGGUCACGGACGAGCGUUUCUCUGGGAUCUUCAAGAACUGGCGUGCAAACUUGGACCCUUCACACCCAGAGUUCAGCAAGCACCACACGCCCUUCAUGGACUCCCUUGUUGAAGAGGUGCAGGCUGGUGCGCGCGCCGGCAAACAGACGAAGAAGCGCCGUACUCAGAAAUAAAUUGUUCGUGUCU